This is a messenger RNA of Nomia melanderi (Alkali bee), 3216 nucleotides long. RefSeq names its product serine/threonine-protein phosphatase 4 regulatory subunit 3 flfl (gene flfl). The record is from RefSeq and is a predicted model, not a curated record. Gene Ontology annotation, biological process: protein dephosphorylation; DNA damage response. NCBI's taxonomy places the organism in Eukaryota, Metazoa, Arthropoda, Insecta, Hymenoptera, Halictidae. Gene Ontology annotation, molecular function: protein phosphatase activator activity. Gene Ontology annotation, cellular component: protein phosphatase 4 complex; nucleoplasm.
GGCUAGCAGAGUCUGUCAGUGACUGUUAUUGCAAACAAGAACGGAUUCUCUUAUGGAGUUUUUACUCAUUCAAACUGGUAUCAUUGAUUCGCUGGAAUCAUCAGGCAAGCAUAACUGCUUGCACAGAUCUUAAGGGAACCAUAUAUUGAACAGUUGUUUGUGACUUGUACGAUAGAUAUUUUAAUAAGUCUUAAUGGGUUACAAGAGAGCAAUCAACGGAUCGAUAUAUGUGGACUGUUGCGCAUUUGUCUACUUAUCGGAGAGUUGAGGUAAUAUCGAUACGGAUAGUUUAGAAAACCAAAGAGUCUGCGGAAUUCGAAAGGGAUGCGAGAUUGUUGGUGAUAUUAUAGAAUAGUGUGCAUAAGUUAGUUUUACAAUAUGACGGAUACACGUAGAAGAGUAAAGCUAUACGCGCUCAAUGCGGAUAGACAGUGGGAUGAUCGUGGCACAGGUCAUGUAUCCUCUUCAUACGUAGAUAGAUUGAAAGGAAUUUCACUUUUGGUCAGAGCUGAGAGCGACGGUUCUGUUUUGUUGGAAAGUAGAAUACAACCUGAUACUGCAUAUCAAAAACAGCAGGAUACAUUAAUAGUUUGGUCGGAAGGAGAUAAUUUUGAUUUAGCCCUAAGUUUCCAAGAAAAGGCUGGCUGUGAUGAGAUUUGGGAGAAAAUCUGUCAAGUCCAGGGCAAAGAUCCUUCAGUUGAAAUUACCCAGGAUAUUGUAGAAGAAUCUGAAGAUGAACGGUUUGAUGAUAUGUCAGAUACCGCGCCUCCUAUAGAAUUGCCUCCUUGUGAAUUGAGUCGAUUGGAAGAUAUUAAUGAAUUAAUAGGAAAUUGUUUAUCCUCUCAAAUGAGAAAAGAUAAGUUGGCAUUAGCAUUAGAAUCGGAGGGCUAUAUCAAGAAGCUAUUGAAUCUAUUUCAUACUUGCGAAGACUUGGAAAACAUUGAAGGAUUGCAUCAUCUCUAUGACAUAUUUAAGAAUAUUUUCUUACUUAAUAAGAACACAUUAUUUGAAGUUAUGUUUAGCGAUGAUACGAUUUUUGAUGUUGUUGGAUGCUUGGAGUAUGAGCCGACAUUACCUCAGCCAAAGAGGCAUAGAGAAUACCUGCGACAGUUAGCCAGAUUUAAGCAAGCGAUUCCUAUCACAAAUGCUGAACUGCUAGCUAAAAUUCAUCAGACGUAUCGAGUUCAAUACAUUCAGGAUGUAGUUUUACCAACACCAAGCGUAUUUGAGGAUAAUACGUUAAACACACUGAGCAGCUUUAUAUUUUUUAAUAAGGUUGAAAUAGUGACUCUCAUACAGGAUGAUGAGAAGUUUCUUACUGAAUUAUUUCGUCAGUUGACAGACGAAGCAACAUCGGAUAGUAAAAGACGUGAUCUAGUUCUUUUCUUAAAAGAGUUUUGUAACUUUUCUCAGAAUCUGCAACCGCAAGGAAAGGAGGCCUUUUAUAAAACUUUAACAGCUCUUGGUAUUUUACCAGCACUAGAAAUCACAUUGGCGAUGAACGAUGCCCAAACGAAAACGGCCAGUAUAGAUAUAUUGACUUACAUAGUGGAGUAUUCUCCAAGCGUUGUUCGAGAUUAUACACUGCAACAAAUAAAUAAUACAGAACAGGACCAAAUGUUAAUAAAUGUAAUAGUUGCUCAACUCGUUGGCGACAGCGAUCCAGAGUUGGGUGGAGCAGUACAAUUAGCUGGUGUAUUACGUCUGCUCCUUGAUCCAGAGAACAUGUUGGCUUCCGUUAAUAAAUCAGAAAAGACUGAUUUCUUGAAUUAUUUCUACAAAAAUAGUAUUGGAACAUUAAUAGCACCACUACUGGCAAAUACGAUUGGAGAUCGACCAGCGAGAGAAGAUUAUAGAACAGUACAGCUUUUAGGAUUGAUCUUAGAAUUACUAUCAUUCUGCGUAGAGCAUCAUACGUACCACAUCAAAAAUUGUAUACUGAAUAAGGAUCUGCUCAAACGGAUACUGGUUUUAAUGAAAUCAACGCAUACAUUUUUAGUGCUGUGCGCAUUAAGGUUUAUGAGGAAAAUCGUAGCUUUGAAGGAUGAAUUUUAUAAUAGAUAUAUUAUCAAGGGAAAUUUAUUUGCACCUGUAUUCGAUGCAUUUGUAAGGAAUAAUGGUAGAUAUAAUCUAUUAGAUUCAGCUAUUCUUGAAAUGUUUGAGUUCAUUAAAUUGGAGGACAUUAAAUCUUUAUGUUCACACGUUGUCGAGAAUUUCUCCAAAGAACUGGAAGCAAUUGAUUAUGUACAAACGUUUAAAGCUCUGAAAUUAAGGUACGAACAGCAUCAAGACAAAUUAAAGGAUCGAGACAGAGCAGCUCUUGACAGUGUUCCAUCCAUAUUGAGAAAUAGUCGAUACAGAAGGGACCAGAGACAGUUAGAUGAAGAGGAGGAAAUGUGGUUUAACGAAGAGGAAGACUUUGAUGAGGGUGAGGCGGUCGUACCCGCAGCAGCAGCAGAUCUUGUGCCUCCGGCUUCUGCUAAGAAACAGUCGUCAACUUCAAAUUCUGCACUUAAUCCUGCUCUUGCAGAUUCUAAAAGCCAUCACCAGCAGCAGCAGCAACAGCAGUCCGUAUUGAACAAUAACACUGCUAACAAUAACAUUACCUCGCAGCAAUCGCAAAUCAACAACAGUACAACAGCAACGAACGAAUCUCCGAUUACCUCGGAAGUAAAUCCCAAUUCGGCUACCGGCACAGUGGAGAAAACUGGUACUGCAUUAUUUAAAAAGGGUUUGGUCGAUUACGAAGGAGAUUCAGACGAAGAAGACGAGGACACUGAGGUUACACCUUCCCCAAAGCGGCAAAGAUUGUCAUAGUAGGCAAACAGGAAACGAUCAAGAAACUUGUGAUUUCUGAAUCGCUACUACCAUUUCUGGCCCUCUUACGUGCACAAAGGACUCGAUCAAGAGAUCGUACAAUCAACCAACAUUUUUUAACAGAAAGAAGAGCAGUUCUUCUUAAGUGAGUGAACACUUAGGAGUCACGUGUUUUAAAAUGAAGUGGUGGAACAAAAUUGAUAUACCUCUUUGUGUUGGGUUGUGUAUAUUAUACAUGAAAGCAAUUGGUAUUGAACACGCAGGUGGGUGAAAGGGUCUAAGAAAUGAGAGGCGUAUAGAAUUGAGAAACGAAAACAAAAAAGAGGAACGAACGACGAGCCAAUACGCGAUACAAAGAAAGAUAGAACUUUCUUUACACAAGCACAUACGAUGGUAAAA